AUGUCGUUCCUUUCCUCCUCCGUUUCGUCCUCUCCCAUCGUCUCGUCUUUUGGGAAGUGGUCGUCGCGUGAGCGAGGCGUAAAGGAGGCGUUGUGCGGUUCGAGGAGGAAGAGAAGAUUACGAAGAACACCUUUAACGAGCGUUUCAAAGAUCUCUCGAGAAGAGGAGAAAAAGAAGGACACUAGUAAUACUAACAAUAAUAAGAACGAUUCAAGCAGCAUUGCUUUCGAGAAUAAUACUAUUCAGCAACAAGAACGAGGACUUUUACGAAAGAGUGGUGAGACUUUGAAACGAAGAACGCUUUUAAAAAGAGGAUCGGGCGGAAACGCGACGAUGAUUAAAGGGAACGUAUUGAACGUGUCGAGGCGGAUGACGAGCGUCGCGGCUUCUUCUUCUUCUUCUUCUUUGUCUUCUUCUUCUUCGAUUUCAAUGGACUUUUCUCGGGAGGAGGAAGAGGAAUUCGAUUCCAUCAAGAUUUUUAGCGUGAACGAUGUGUACGAGCUCGCCAACGUCUCGAAGCUGAAGGCGUUCGUGUAUAACAACACGAACCGGUUGAAAGAUCCGCACAUGGUGGUUCUGUGCGGCGAUUUCUUGUCGCCGUCGCUGUUGUCUUCGCUGGAUUCCGGUCGCGCGGCGGUGUCGGUGAUGAAUAAAGUUCCCGUGGAUUACGUGUGUUUAGGGAACCACGAGUUUGAUCACGGGACCGCGGCGUUAGGGGCGAGGUUAUCCGAGCUCAAUUCUGUGUGUUUGAACACGAACGUGGAAGUGAAAACGUGCGAAAACGCAGCAGAAGGCGAGGAUAAAGAGGAGUGCGAAUUCGACGGCGGCGUCGCGCAGUUUAUUUCGGAAACGCCAAAAUUCGAAGUGAUAACGAUUGGUGGAUUGAAAAUCGCUUUACUCGGGUUGUGCACGACGACGACGCCGCUGUCUGCCGCGAAGAAGCCGCAAGGCGUGCACUUUGCAAACUGCGCGGAGAAGACGUUGGCGACUUUAGAGGAAAUCGAUCGAUUGAAUAAAAAAGAGAAAAAAGACGACCCAAUCGACGUUACGAUUGCGUUGACGCACCAAACCUUGUCCGAGGACGACGAAUACAUCCGCAAAGUAGGCGAAGAUAAACUAGACUUGAUCUUAGGCGGGCACGAACACCAGCCGUUCAUCGGGUUAGUCGGCGACGACGAAGACGUGAGUAAAGACGCCAAGAAGGGCGUGUUGUGCGUCAAAGCCGGGAUGGACGCCGAGAACGUGGUCGUGGUUACGAUUAAAAGAAGUAAAAAGAAAACAGGAAAUAAUAAUAAUAAUAACAUGGGAGUGAAUACUUUCAGUGGUCCAGGGUCGAGGAAGAGUUUCAGCGGCGUGGCCCGAGCGAUGUCCACCAGCGCCGGCGAGUGGGACGGGAAAGUAUUGAAAAAAAAAGAAGACGAAGAAGACAGCAAGAAUAGUAACAACAAGAAUAAAAAUAACGGUAGUAGCAUCUCGAACGGUACUACGUAUGUAUCAUCAAAAAUAGAAGAAGAUAAAGAGUGCGACGAGGAGUGUCAAUCGUUGAAAUGGGAAAUCGACGCGAUUUCCGAUCCAAUUUCGGACGACUACCCAGGCUGGGACGCGGUGCCGAACGAGACGUUCGUCACCGUGGAAAGAUCUACCACCGGGUUGUCGUCGUCGUCGUCAUCAUCAUCAUCGGCUGCAAACUUGCAAAUCACCGCCGAGCUGAUCGAUUUGACGGAAUAUCCGCACACGGAUCCGGAAAUCGACGCGGAUAUUUACGAGCGGUCGAAAGUCUUGAGAGAGUUGCACGAGUUCAUCUUGCCCGUGCACAUCCACGCCGAGCGGUUGGCGUUGCACCCGUUGUCGUCAAAAGAUGCGAGGCAGCAACAGUGCACGUUAGGGACGUUAUUCGCGACGAUGUUGAGAGACGAACACGCGGCGAACGCGUGUUUGUACAACUCGGGAGGCAUGCGCGCGAACGCGACGUACGAUUUGAAACGACAAGCGUUUACGUACGGCGAUUUAGUCGCCGAGGUGCCGUUUGAAAACUCCAUCGUCAAGCUCGAAAUGACCGGUCGCGAAUUUGCGAGCGCGGUCGCGUUCAGCGAGCGCUCAAAAUCGGAACACGCGAGUUGGGGAGGCUAUUUACAGUGGGACAUCGGGUGUCAAACCGUCAUAAAUCCAUCCACCGGCCGAUGCGAAGUCACGCACAUCGCCAAAGAACCCAUAGACAUGAACAAAAUGUAUACGGUUGUCACUUGGGGUGGUUUGUUAGAAGGCACGGACGGUAUCCCCCAAUUCCAACGCGCCGGCGAACGAAUGGCUCGAGAACAUUUCGGAGAAGACGCCUUGAUCGAUUACGAUGAACUCAUGACCUCGGGAUUCUUCCACGAAGGCACGCCGUUCAAAACGCUCAUCAUCCGCCAUCUCUGUCGCUGGCGCUGGCGCGAACUCCAACAUAAAUGCGUGAGCUUUGAAAACUUAGACUACGACGAGGACGGCUUACUCUCCGCCUCGGACGUCGAAAAAGCUUUGCUCGAUUACACGGACUCAAAAUCCCCUCGCUUAGAGGCUGAAUCCAUGGUUCGCCUCUUCGAAUCCGGUUUACGAGAGGACAACGGCGGCGUCUCCAAGAGCUCCUUGGACGUCUGCUUAGAGCCGUUUUGGAAAUCGGAAACGUCUUUAAAGCUGGUCGAGUACGAGCAGUCCCAGCUCACCUCCGUGGACGAGAGCGACGGCGAGGGGUUGCCCUGGUGGAUCGCCGAACAAUUACAAUCGCAACAACAACAAUCGCAACAACAGGAAGACGAGUUUCAUCAUCGUCUUCAUCGACGGGGCGGCAAACAACAACAACAACAACAACAACAACGUUUAUAA
Messenger RNA from Bathycoccus prasinos, 2862 nucleotides. RefSeq lists its product with no specific name. Gene Ontology annotation, biological process: nucleotide catabolic process. Gene Ontology annotation, molecular function: hydrolase activity. Lineage: Eukaryota; Viridiplantae; Chlorophyta; Mamiellophyceae; Mamiellales; Bathycoccaceae. Bases 1 to 2862 code for a protein of 953 amino acids. The transcript has a single exon. The record is from RefSeq and is a predicted model, not a curated record.